Molecule: messenger RNA, 2221 nt
Organism: Lucilia cuprina (Australian sheep blowfly)
Lineage: Eukaryota; Metazoa; Arthropoda; Insecta; Diptera; Calliphoridae
Product: 43 kDa receptor-associated protein of the synapse
Exons: 8
Coding region: 52-2037 (661 amino acids)
Biological process (GO): chemical synaptic transmission
Cellular component (GO): synapse
Molecular function (GO): acetylcholine receptor binding; protein-membrane adaptor activity
Source: RefSeq, a predicted model, not a curated record
UGUUCUUCUACAUACAUAUUUAUAUUUUUAGUUCAACUUGGCUUUUAUAACAUGUCAUGGGAGAGUAUAGCAAACAAAGAUCUCCUUAGCAUACCCCACAGUCAUAAUCUUUCAGCAACCCAUUUAUUAGCAUCACCUGAUGGUUCACGUUACCUGUUAAAUAAUACCAAUGAAUUUUGUCAAUUGGAUGAAAGUUACUCCCGCUUGGCUGGUUGUGGUUCCAGCCCCGAUGGUACCUCAUUAUGGGCGCGGCAUGGUUACACUCGUUCAAAUAAUUCUGUUAUUAAUUGUUUUUUAGCAUGCCAGCGAAGUUUAAAGCAGUUUAUGGCACGAAGAAAGAUUGAACGAGGCCUUAAACUCUACGAACAACACAAUCAAAAUGCCGCUGUGCGAACAUGGCGUAGUGCUUUAAAGUCGACUAGUCGCCGUGAAGACUGUUUUCAACUGCUGGGCUAUUUAUAUCAGGCACAUAUGGAUUGGGGCAAAUAUCGCGAAGCUAUAGAAUUCGGUCAUCAGCAACUUGGUAUAUCAGAAGAACUAGAUUCUCCCACCAUGCGAGCCGAGACCUAUCUCAAUUUAGCUCGUGCUCACGAGAGAUUAGGUGGUUUGGAAAGAGCCUUAAGCUAUGCAAGACACUCAUUGUAUAAUGAAUGUGGUACGCAAUGCCGUACAGGUGGACUGGUCCAUUUGACUGUUGCGCGUGUCUAUUUGGAAAUGGGGGGAUUCUCAAGGGCUUUUGAAGGUUUACAAGGUGCAUACAAAAUCGCAACUGCGAUAUGUGAUCCUUCAUUAGAAUUGCAGGUUUAUGUUGCUCUAUCUGAACUAUAUGGUCGUCUUCAAGACAAUGAAAAGAGUGCCUCGUACGCUUCAAAAGCUUAUGAUUUGUCACGUUCCUUACAGCUAGGUGAUCUGAAUUCUUCUCAUCAUCGAGCCGCUCUUUUAAGAAUGGCUGUCGCUUUGCGUAAACAGGGUGACUUGGGCGAUGCCCAUGACUAUUGUAUGGAGGCAACACGACUAUCAAUGAUAUCUGGCGAUCAAGCAACAUACAUGCGAAGUAUACGCAUAAUGGGUGAUAUUUAUCGCAAGAAAAUGGACUACGACACAUACGCGAAGAGCCACCUUAUGAGCUCUCUGGUUUUACUUCAUUCACACAGAGCUUUACGUCAAUAUGAACAAGCCAUGGGCAACUCAGCAUCAUUAGGUGAUAGAAUGGCACAAAUGGAAGCCAUGGAUGGUGCAGCACGAUGCUUAGAAGCUUUACGACUACAGCAAAAAAUUUGCAAUUGUCGUCCACUGGAAUUCAAUACUCGCCUACUAGAAGUAGCAAGUUCCAUAGGUGCUAAGUUAUUAGUGCGAAAAAUUCGCAGACGCCUAGCAUUAAUAUAUCGAGCGUUAGGUGAUGAGGAACAAUACAAUACUCACAUACGUCUGGCUAAUCAAACAGACUCAGCACUGGGCUUAAAUUGUGGCGCUUGUGGCGAAGUAUUUGGUCUAGAGCCAGAUUCCUUAGAAGCACUGCCAUGUGCCCACAUUUUACAUGCCAGAUGUGCACAAGAAUUAAUACGCCGUAAAGAUAAAGGCGCACCGAGAGCGUGUCCGGCAUGCAAUAAGGUUUUAAGUUCCCGCUUGCACUUAUGUAGCACCAAUAUUGAUGGCAGUAAUAACUCCAGCAGCACUCUAAAUCCAAACAGUUUGGCUAGGGAUAGUAUUCUUGCCACUAUGGACUCACAUAAUGAUCUUUUUACAUUGCAGAGAAUGAGUAACACAAAUCCAUCCAGUGCUCAAGUGACUCUGAUAAACAACCCUUCGGCAAGCAUUGUUAAAACAUGCUACAGCGAAAACACUAAUAUUUACGGCGGAUUAAAACAGCAGCCACCACAACAGCACAGCAACGCUGAGAGCACCUCUUUAUUAUUAGCCAACAAUUCAAAUUCUCCUAGGCCGGUUUAUCGCAGCAAUUUAUCUUUAGCGUCGUUGAGUUUAAGGGCUUCAAAUCUUACUAUAGAUAGUAGUCGUAAUGCGACUUCAUCGGUUUAAUAAAGCCUUUAAAAAGUUAUAAAGACUCCUUCCCACAAAACAUGUUGUAUGUAGAACUUAAAAAUCCGGUCCUUUUUAUUUUAUACCAUUAAUGGUGAAACUUAUACAUACCUUUUAUUUCAUAUGAAAUUUUAAAAAUACUGAUCCAGGAGUCUUGUACACAUAAAAUGUCAUAAUUUUGAAC